Messenger RNA from Notodromas monacha, 2187 nucleotides. The record is from the annotation of a GenBank genome assembly. Lineage: Eukaryota; Metazoa; Arthropoda; Ostracoda; Podocopida; Cyprididae.
AUUGUGUUUGCUUUUUCCAGAAAUCUUUUCCCUCCCAGCCAUGCUGUAAUCUUAUUUCGCGCGCAUGGAUUGAUUUUCAAAAGAAAGAUUCGUUUUUGACGCGAUGAUGACGGAACGUCAACGGUGCUGGACGCCAAAGGCGUUGCCAAUGGACUCGGGCAGUUUCUUCACCGGAGAAAGGGGAUUCCGUCUCUUCACUGAUGUGGCCGAUUUCGUCGAAUCUAAAGUAAAAGAGCACAAAUCGAGGAUUUUCCAAACCCGGGUUCUCUUGAAACCGACAGCUAUCGUCGUUUCUAAUUCCGCAGUCGCUGCACUUUUGUUCGAUGAUGGGUCUGAGUAUGAGCUUGGAUAUGAUGAUUACUUCAAAAGGCUUUUUGGCGACACAUUGUUCCUGGUUGAAGGUCCGGAAGCAAAACUGCUGAGGGAAUCGUUGCGGCCCCUAUUCGCUGAGUCCAUGCUUCAAUCAUACCAAGUUGAAUUGAGGGAGCGGAUGAGGAGGCCCCUGGCAGAUUUGGCGAAGUGUCCACGCGUGAACGUAUACAAGUAUUUCAAAGCCCAAAGUAUGGCACUGUGCCUUGAUGUGUUCCUCGGUUCUUCGCCGAAUGGUGCUUCAGCACAGCUGAAGGAAGAAAUAGCCGCGUUAGUGUCCACACACUGGCAUGGCGUUCUUUCCAUUCCCUUGGAUUUUAAAUUUCCGAUGCUGAUGUCGAGUGCGUAUCGGAAAGCUGUGGAUGCGAGAGAAAAACUUGUCAAGCUCAUCCUUAGGCGGCUCAGAGAAUCCGACGAUGGAUUCCUGGGCUGUUUGAAGAGUACUAAGAUGAGUGAAGAGCUGCAAGUGCAGUUUUUGCUGCUAGCUGUUUCUGCUUUGAUUCCAAAAGCAUUCGCAUCUCUGAUGACCAGUUUCUUCUGCAGCUCAGAACAUUGGCAACCCCUGGUGGAUGACGAUGGCAUCAUUUCUGACGAAAACUUGAGCAACGUUCUUCUGGAGGUGCUCCGUUUGUACCCACCUUUCAUGGGAGGUCGGCGAGUAGCGAAACGGGAUACGGUUUUGGACACCUAUCUGAUUCCCAGGGGUACUCCUCUGGUGUACAUUAACAUGGGAGCACACACGGACCCAGCUGUGUUUCCGGAUCCCCAUUGCUUCCGUCCUUUCCGUUGGAAGCACGAGAACUCUGGUGAUCAGCGGAAACUCUUCACGUUCGGUGGUGGAGCACGGACGUGCAUCGGGUACAAAUUGAUCUUCUCGGGAUGGAAGAUGAUCUGCAGAAUUCUGAUCUCGGAGUUCACGUGGGAGGUGGAUAGAGCGUCGGCGGAUGUGAAACUCAAGUACCUGCCGGUUCUGCGACCGAAGGACCCGCUGUACGUCAAGUUUCGCCCGCGUUGAAAGAAAUACGCGUGACACUUCGCGUUGUUCUUGGGUACGAUCACUUCCAGCGAUUCCGUCUUUCUUUUUUUCCCCCAAACCAUUCUGUGAAAUAAAAUUGGCCCAAAAUUGAAACAUUCGAUAGGAGAAAAAAAACCACGUGUUCUCUGGAAGUGAUCUUGCUGAAUAACUCCUGUCAGGCGCGAAUCCGUGACGAGAAUCUCAAGGAUAAAAUCGGGUUCUUGCGGGAAUUUAUUUACGUACAAUAUAUUUGAAAGUCGUCGCAUCCACCGGUUCUCAUCGGAAUGGAAGUAAUUAUUUAAUCGUUCGUUGGUUUAGACGCUCAGAGCGAGUAACGGACGACAGCAAUGUUCCAGUGAGAAAUUUUUCCUCAUGAAAAAGGACUCCAGGCAAUAGAAACAGAUUCAGGGUGAUUCUGUUCAACCUUGUUAGCUUUAGAAUGCGGCGCAGAAGCAUCUGCUUUAAUUGGAUUGUUGAGACCUUGAUGAGUUAUUGCUCUUCAUCGUUACCUCAGGUUGCUUUAAUGGUUGUUCUACGCUUUGAGUUUAUGCGUUGGAAGUCAGUUUUACUGUGUUACUCUCCGGAGGCAACGAAUGAUCAAAGUUCAGCAAUCGCGUAUGUUCACAGGAAUUUUCGGGAUUCCUUGUUAUUUUGAUUUCAUUUCUACAUUCCUCGACUGACAAGAAAAAUAGUGUUGUUUGCGUUGAUCACUGAUUAUUGCUGUGUUUGUUGGACGCGUUCCAGUGGAAGCUGUUGGAUAAAGGCUCGAACUCGGGAUGUUUACGAAUCCUGCAGUUUGCAAA